This is a messenger RNA of Tripterygium wilfordii, 1176 nucleotides long. Its product is annotated as THO complex subunit 4D-like. Bases 1 to 1002 code for a protein of 333 amino acids. Gene Ontology annotation, molecular function: mRNA binding. The record is from RefSeq and is a predicted model, not a curated record. Gene Ontology annotation, cellular component: nucleus. Gene Ontology annotation, biological process: mRNA export from nucleus. The transcript has 6 exons. NCBI's taxonomy places the organism in Eukaryota, Viridiplantae, Streptophyta, Magnoliopsida, Celastrales, Celastraceae.
AUGUCGAAAACUUCGUUUUUCACUGUGAGAAAUUGUUUUGAACAAAGUUAUGCAGUAAUAUGGAACCCAGCAAAACGGGUGAAACCUCCGAAACCCGUAAUGGCACACAAACCCCCCUCACUCGUUCCGAUUCAGUUCGCUCCAUCCUACUAUGCUACCAUAUAUGAACGUCUACACGAAGUCUCUCCCAUCCUAAACUCUCACAGUUUUCUCUCAUCCCUUUGCGUCCUCCUCUCUCUCGGGUCUUCCUUAUCUCUUUGCGCCUCACUCUUUCUUCGUCGUUUUACUGAUUGUUUGCGGGUUUACUUGCUGUUCGUUUCUCUUGGAUUAAUAGUCACCUCUGUUGAUAUGUCUCUUGAUGAUAUUAUAAAAAAGAAUAGCGAGAGAGUGAGAGGACGGGGUAGGGGUGGCCGUGGACCAAGUAGCUCCUUGGGUGGCGAAAGAAUGACUGGGCCAGUUCGAAAAGGUCCCCUUGCAGUGAAUGCUCUUCCAUCAUCCUACAUGAUUGCCAAGCCUGCUCGCAGAACCAGGAGUUUUCCAUGGCAGCUUAAUUUGUUUGAAGAUAGCCUAAGAGCUGCUGGGAUAUCUGGAGUUGAAGUCGGCACAAAGUUAUAUGUUUCCAAUUUGGACUCUGGGGUGUCCAACGAAGAUAUAAGGGAACUUUUUUCGCAGAUUGGGGAUCUGAAACGUCAUGCUAUUCAUUAUGACAAAAAUGGUCGACCUGGUGGCUCUGCUGAGGAGGUAUAUGCUAGACGAAGUGAUGCCUUUGCGGCACUUAAGCGAUACAACAAUGUUUUGCUAGAUGGAAAACCUAUGAAGCUUGAAGUUGUAGGCGACAAUGUGGAAAUUCCUGUUUCAGCUCAUGUGAAUGUAACCGGAGUAAAUGGAAGGAGGAAGAGAACAGUUGUUACGACGUAUGUAAUUUUAUCUUAUUCUGUUUUGUUCGAAUUUAGGUUUUGCAAGAAGUUGAUUAGGGUUAAAUGCCAUUCAAUUAAUAGGUGAUUAUAUUUCUUUCUACCAGUUAUUUUUUUGCUUUCUAAAAAUUUGUGCCUGCCAGUUCAAGUACUGCAGGGACUUAACUGUUCUAGUUUAAAGUACUCCUGUUUCACUGUAGCUUAAGCAUGAAAGUUGAUGGUGCUUAAAUUGUUGAGCUAUGUGAAGAUGGCUACAUUGGAA